UCCUGCCUCCGCCUCCUGGCGCGGGGAGGGCUGCCCGUUCCUUACCGUGAGCCCUGCUGCUUCCGGGCCCCUAAAGAGUACAAGGGAGAGUGUGGAAGUUACCGAGGGUGCAGGCCCCGGGCGCGCGUGAGUAGAGUUUGAGGGGCCAGACACUAGCUAUCUGCAGGCCACCUCCGCGGAGGCCUUUCCCCCUCUCCGAACUUGGGCUCCUUUUGGUUCCGCCGAGACCCACGACGGUUCCGCCCCCUUCUUCCUUGUCAUUGAUGUUGUUGUUCUUGUCAGUGCCGCAGCCCCGACCCUGAUCGUGCACAUCUUCUCCUUCCUGCCGGCGCCCGACCGGCUACGGGCCUCGGCCUCUUGCUCGCACUGGCGCGAAUGCCUUUUCUACCCCGCUCUGUGGCCCCAGCUCCGCAUCUGCCUCCGCGUCUCGCCUGCUGAGCAGCCUCGGCUCGAAUUCCUCAUGCGCAAGUGCGGCUGGUUCGUGCGAGAGUUGCGCGUUGAGUUCGCUGCUGAGAACUACCUGAGCGGCGGCGGCGGCCCAGGGGACGGAGGGGGAGCAGACUCCGGGACUGGAGGGGAAGAAGGCGAGGCCCUGCAGCUCUCAACCCGUUGGCUGGAAGUGCUGCGCACCUACUUGGAGCUGGUGCUGUGCGUGCUGGUCAGCAUCCGGAACAACAGGAACCUCCAGAAGUUUAGUCUUUUUGGAGACAUAAGUGUUCUACAGCAGCAAGGAAGUUUAUCAAAUACAUACCUCAGCAAGGUGGACCCUGAUGGCAAAAAAAUUAAACAAAUUCAGCAGCUGUUUGAAGAAAUACUGAGUAAUAGCAGGCAACUGAAAUGGCUGUCCUGUGGGUUUAUGCUGGAAAUAGUAACUCCAACAUCACUGUCAUCUCUCUCUAACUCUAUUGCCAACACCAUGGAGCAUCUGAGUUUACUGGACAACAAUAUUCCUGGUAACAGCACUCUUAUCACUGCAAUUGAACUAGAGAGAUUUGUGAAUCUGCGCUCACUUGCCCUGGAUUUUUGUGACUUUACAGCUGAGAUGGCAAGAGUCUUAACUGAUAGCAACCAUGUGCCUUUGCAGCGACUGUCUCUCCUGGUCCACAAUGUUUCUGUGAUGCACAAAUCUCUGGACAACAUGCCAAAUGAUGAGCAUUGGAAAGCCCUGUCACGGAAGAGUACCAGCCUUCGGGUCUAUAUAAUGGCUUUUGAUAUCAAGAGCGAAGAUAUGUUAAAGAUUCUGAAACCCAGUAUACCACUAGAGAGGAUUCAUUUUGACAGCUACAUCACUUGUGUUUCAGGGGCUAUUGUUGAUCUUAUAUCCAGGCAGUAUGACAAGUUCCUUACUCAUUUUAUACUAAUGAAUGAUGUGAUUGACACUUCGGGUUUUCCAGAUCUUAGUGACAACCGAAAUGAAGAUCCACUGGUUUUAUUAGCAUGGAGGUGCACAAAGCUUUCUCUUCUGGCAAUUCAUGGUUACACAGUGUGGGCACACAACCUCAUUGCCAUUGCUCGUCUUCGUGGCUCUGAUCUAAAAGUGCUUGAAGUCACCGAAGAAAGCAUUGAUUUUGACCAAGGUGAACUGGCCGACCAGGAUGUGGAUCCAGUGCAUAACCUUAUUGAGCAGGAACUAGUUUCAAGCAUAAGAACAGUAAAAGACCGUUUUGAGAAGAGCACCUAUCAAAGCAAUAUGAAUUCUGUUAAAACCGAAGCAAGAAUAAACAUCAAAUUGAUGGUGAAACUUGGGGGAAUCAAAGGUGAAAUCCUUGAGGCCCUACAAAAAGUAUUUAUGUGACCAUACCCCCUAAGAACCAGGCAGUUCACAAAUGGGUAACUACUCCUAAAGAAGGGAUAAGACAGCUGUCAAGAUGAUGCCUACAGCAGCAGACUAUCCACAUUACUUGACAGCAAAGAGUUCACUUUGUUCCUUCCCUAAUUAAAGACAACUGACAACUGCAGAAACAACAGCCAACACUAUAGACAUCUCAGUUGGUUCAGGUUUUAUAAUUCUGACUGAAAAAUUAUUGUUGAGUAAACUUUCUGCUUGAUGGGUACCAAAACUGUUGCACCCAGAUCACUGAAGAGCAGAAUUUUCUAUGGAAAUUUCAAACAAGUAUAGAGAAGUAUUUCAUUGAAGAAUUUAACAAGAGAUGACACUUGGCUUUAUCAGUUUGAUCCUGAAGACAACGUAGAAUCCAAGCAAUGAUUACCAAGAGGUGGAAGUCCAGUCUAAGCAAAAGCAGACCAGUCAAAACGGUCAAAAGCAAAAGUAACUGGAAUUGCAUUUCUUAAUGGGAUGGGUAAAGUUGGGCCUUCCCUCCAAAUAGUUUGUACAUCAUGGAUGAGUAUUAGUUGUUCCUUAAAUGAGUCAGGUUCAGCAUCAAUUCUAUUCUUAUUUUUCAUUUUAUAGGCAUAAGUGCUGAGAAGUCUUUUUCAUAUAGAUUGAAAAAAUUUUUGCAAUAAAGAUGUCACUCAUUCUUCAAAUUUACGGGCAAAUAAGAACAAAUAUAGAACACUGGUCUGUGAUCAACAAUUACCUUAAAUGCCAAUUUGUCAAAAGCAGAGUUGUUCAUUUUCUCAGCACUUAUCUUAAUAUUUUAAAUUGUUCCUUGGAGCUCCACAGGUCUGUACACCUUUAGUAUAAUGCACCAUAGUAAGACUAGGACUGACUGAGAGAUGUAACAGAGGAAAAGGCUAACUAUAAGAGAGGGUAGGAAAGGAGAACAGGCACCUUCUCAUAUGGUUCAUCCUUAGAAGUUUUAGAAAAAGAAUAUACACAGAAGGUAACAUUCUGUGAAUUUUCUUUUAAAAGUAUACCUGCAUACUGUUUGGAAAGUCUUUGCUUAUACUGAGGGAAUGCACACCAGCAUUAACACUAUAGCUCCGAAAAGCUACUUCUUAUGUGACAAAUAAAUAAAUAAAUACUACCUUGAUUCCUUCUCCUUUAUAAUAAAAAAUCAGCAGCAACCUAAGUGUCCAUUAAUAACUUUUUGACCUAUGGAGGAGAAAACCAUGCCUGGGGAUGUUCAGCUUAGAAGUAGCAUUAUGAAGCUUAAAUUUGUUGAAAGGGUACCAGCAGGUGGUAUGGAAGUUAAGGCACUAGAUUCCACAUGGCUAGC
Molecule: messenger RNA, 3119 nt
Organism: Tupaia belangeri chinensis (Chinese tree shrew)
Lineage: Eukaryota; Metazoa; Chordata; Mammalia; Scandentia; Tupaiidae
Gene: FBXO33
Product: F-box protein 33
Biological process (GO): positive regulation of protein ubiquitination
Molecular function (GO): protein binding
Source: RefSeq, a predicted model, not a curated record